AAUCUAAUGGGUUGGAUCCAAAGAUUCCCUUCUUCCAAUGGAGGAAGCUUUCCUCUGACAAAGGAAGAGAAUGAAGAAUUACCCUACGGCUGGGAGAAAAUUGACGAUCCCAUCUAUGGCACUUAUUAUGUGGACCACAUAAAUAGGAGGACCCAAUUUGAAAAUCCUGUUUUGGAAGCCAAAAGGAAGUUACAACACCGUACCAUGCCCAACGCCGAACUUGGAAUCAAGCCUUUGCCAGUUCAAAGUUUCCGAGACAACGCCUCCUCAACCUUACCUAGGCCCAAACAUGUUCACCCGCGCCUUGCUCCUCAGAGGUCUCGCAGUGUGAGCGACCUGUCUCAAUAUCGGCGGGACAUUGCUGGAAUGUACAGACUGUAUGAAAAACCCCUCUUCACCCGGGACGCUUCCCAGCUGAAAGGUACCUUCCUCAGCACAACCCUCAAGAAAAGCAAUAUGGGCUUCGGAUUUACCAUCAUCGGUGGGGACGAGCCCGACGAAUUUCUCCAGGUGAAGAGCGUCAUUCCGGAUGGGCCGGCGGCACAAGACAGCAAGAUGGAAACAGGUGAUGUUAUUGUCUACAUUAACGAAGUCUGCGUCCUCGGACAUACUCACGCGGAUGUUGUCAAACUCUUCCAGUCUGUUCCCAUUGGUCAGAGCGUCAACCUGGUGCUAUGUCGUGGAUAUCCUCUGCCCUUUGACCCCGAAGAUCCUGCCAAUAGUGUAGUGCCACCACUCACCAUGAUGGAGAGGCCUCCGGUCAUCGUCAACGGAAGACAUAACUAUGAAACGUAUUUGGAAUACAUUUCUAGAACUUCCCAGUCCGUUCCGGAUAUCACGGAUCGCCCGCCACAUUCCUUGCACUCCAUUCCAGCAGAGAGUCAGCUUGAUGGCACAUUCCCACCACCCAUCCAUGACGACAACGUCUCCAUGGCCUCAUCGGGGGCCACUCAAGCGGAACUCAUGACCUUAACCAUUGUGAAAGGGGCCCAGGGCUUCGGCUUCACUAUAGCGGACAGUCCCACAGGACAGAGGGUGAAGCAGAUUUUAGAUGUUCAGGGGUGCCCCGGUUUAUGUGAAGGUGACCUCAUUGUCGAGAUCAACCAGCAGAAUGUACAGAAUAUGAGCCAUGUUGAAGUAGUGGAUAUACUCAAAGAAUGUCCAGUUGGAAGUGAGACGUCUCUGUUUAUCCAUAGAGGAGGAUUCUUUUCACCAUGGAAAACUCCAAAGCCUAUGAUGGAAAAAUGGGAGACUCAAGGGAGUCCACAGACAAGCUUAUCUGCUCCAGCUGGGCCACAGAAUAUUCCCUUCCCACCAGCCCUUCACAGAAGCUCUUUUCCCGAUUCAACAGAGGCCUUUGACCCGAGAAAGCCUGACCCAUACGAGCUGUAUGAGAAGUCACGAGCUAUUUAUGAAAGUAGGCAACAAGCACCUCCCAGGACAGGAGUUCGAAUGGAUACCUCGGGUUCCGAUUACAAGGAGUUAGAUGUUCAUCUUCGGAGAAUGGAAUCCGGAUUUGGCUUCAGAAUUCUUGGAGGAGAUGAACCGGGACAGCCGAUUCUGAUCGGGGCCGUCAUUGCGAUGGGCUCGGCUGACCGAGAUGGCCGCUUGCAUCCUGGCGAUGAAUUGGUUUACGUGGACAGCAUCCCUGUGGCGGGCAAAACUCACCGCUACGUGAUUGAUCUCAUGCAUAACGCAGCUCGGAACGGGCAGGUGAACCUCACGGUGAGAAGAAAGCUGCCACCUACAGGAGAACCGUGUCCAGAGAACGGGCGAAGUCCAGGCUCUGUGUCUACCCACCACAGUUCCCCCAGAAGCGACUAUGCGACGUACGCCAACAGCAACCACGUCGGCUCCAGCAACAACGCAACGCCCCCCGAGAGCUUCCCUUCGCACAGCCUGCCAACCAGCGACGUCAUCAUCCAUCGGAAAGAAAACGAAGGGUUUGGAUUCGUUAUCAUUAGCUCCUUAAACAGGCCCGAAUCUGGGUCGACGAUGGCCGUACCCCAUAAAAUAGGGAGGAUAAUUGAAGGGAGCCCUGCCGAUCGCUGUGCGAAAUUAAAAGUCGGAGACCGGAUCUUAGCUGUGAAUGGCCAAUCCAUUAUUAACAUGCCUCACGCUGAUAUUGUGAAGCUCAUUAAAGAUGCUGGCCUUAGUGUAACUCUUCGCAUCAUUCCUCAGGAGGAGGUGAACAGCCCAGCUUCCGCACCCAGCUCCGAAAAACAGAGUCCCAUGGCCCAGCAACACAGCCCUGGGACUCAGCAGAGCCCUGUAGCACAACCAGCUCCUCCGCAACCUCUACAGACUCAAGGACAUGAAAACAGUUACAGGUCGGAAGUCAAAGCAAGGCAGGAUGUCAAACCCGACAUUCGACAACCUCCGUUUACAGAUUAUCGGCAGCCUCCGUUAGAUUACCGGCAUCCUCCUGUAUUAGAUUACCAGCAAUCCCCCCCUUUGGAUUACCGGCAGCCGCCUUUGAUAGAUUACCGGCAACAUUCUCCUGACACCAGGCAGUUCCCCUUAUCGGAUUACAGGCCACCUCAGGAUUUUGAUUAUUUUACUGUGGACUUGGAAAAAGGAGCCAAAGGGUUUGGAUUCAGCAUUCGUGGUGGGAGAGAAUACAAAAUGGACCUCUAUGUUUUGAGAUUGGCAGAGGACGGGCCAGCAAUAAGAAACGGACGGAUGAGGGUGGGAGAUCAAAUUAUCGAGAUCAACGGGGACACCACGAGGGACAUGACGCACACCAGAGCAAUAGAACUCAUCAAAUCCGGUGGCCGAAGAGUACGGUUGUUACUAAAACGUGGAACCGGACAGGUCCCAGAAUAUGACGAAUCAAACGCCUGGAGGGCCCCCGCUGCCACCUCCCCAGGUCUGUCGGAAGUAACUCUUUCCCCCGAUGACAUUGUCUUGCCAUUAUCUUCAUCGCAUCUAGCCCAAUCCUCUGACCCUUCCCGCCAGAUAAGCCCAGACUCAGCUUGGGAUAUCAAGAGGGAACAUCACGCCAACAAACCAAAGGAGUUUUCGGUCAACGGCCACCGGAAGAAAAGGUUAGGCGAACAGACGGAGAGGUCUGCAAGUCCUAAGAAGAUAGAUAGGUCAAAACACGAAGAGGUGUGGAGGAAAGCAAGCUCAGAAGGCAAGAGUAAGACUAUGGAGAGCAGAAGGUCAUUGCCGGAAACUAAGGCAGGAGGACUCAACCCAACGGCCGAGGAUGCUGUCAAAGGACAUGGAUGUGCUGGAACCAACGAGGAAUGGGUUGGGAGAUCCAAGAGGUUGGAAAGCAAACGAGGGGGAACCCUUGGAGCAAAGGAUCCUUAUGUCACGGUGGCUGCGGAGAAGAAGUCAACCGAACACGUCAAGUUGGAUUCCAUUGGUGCUACCAAGGCGUAUAGUAGCAAUAGCUGCAGCUCCCACGGAAGUGACAUGGAUCACAGCCAGAAGGAAUCCGAGAGGAAGCCCGGCGAAUUCCCGCGGAAGGGACACGCCCAUCCCAUCCCAACACACAACCCCAACCCCACCGCUCGGAAGGCAACGGUCUCGCCGGGGCCAUGGAAAAUUCCUGGCUCCGAUAAGUUACCCGGGAUCCUAAAAUCGACCACCUCUGCCAUGAGCAGAUAAGCCAUCCGUUGACUGUUGCCUUCUCGUGGUUCACAGUGACGCAGAAACAUCCUCCUUUAUUUCUGUCUCUCUCCCCUCAUUUUAAUUUAUUUUUAACUCAUCUGCUCGGAACGAUGGAAAAAAAAACAAACCUGAAAGCAGAAACGUGUAAUUCUGCGACAACAUUGCAUAAUACGCAUCUACGUCUUAAAUACGUUAACGGAAGAUAAGAGUCAUUCUUGUAUCUAAAACGUGACCUUCAAAUCCCCAGUUUCAUUUCAGAGAACUUUGGCAGCUACGGAAGAAACCAAAAUAAUAUGAAAGGACCAUUGGACCAUGCAGUGUAGCUUUACUUUGACAUUUUCCACUGCAUGAAGGUCUUGGGAUGUGUUUUUUUUUUUCCCCUUCAUUCAGACUUUAUAUCGAGAAACUGGAAGAAGUUAGAGCAAUCAUAAACUGGAACAUCGCCUUAAAUAAAACUGCACGGGGAAAGUUAAAAGUGGAAAUAGAAUAUUUUAUCUGAACUCAAAUGUUGUAAAUAAAUAGUUCUCGGCAUAUCUAGACAGGGGUUGACGCAUUGAAAUUGUAAAUCCAUGCUAUGUCUCUACUGUUAACACUUUGGGGGAAAAAAAACAAACAAAAAAAAGGAAACAAAUCUGUCCAAUUGUUAGUAUCAUAAUUCAUUAUGAGGCGCCCUAGUGAAUUCGCUAAAGCAGAAUCAUUUUUACGUCCAUUUUUGUGAAGCAACCAUAUUUGUGUACCCUGAGAAAUUAAGGGUGGAAUUACAUUCAGAAACCUAGCCUCAGAGUCCUCUCCCAGACAGGCCCACCUACAGAAUUGGACCUCCAAACAUCACCUCCAAACAUCACCUAACAAACAUCAGGGGUCCCCAACCUUCUCCCCCCCCUCCGUGGACCGGAAGCUUUCAGCUUCGGGUUUUCCCAGAUGUGCCAACAUGACAUCUCUAAUAAAUUGAAACUUUGAGGAACCUCAGAGCUUUAUUUCGUUGGGGGUGUUUGAUGUCAGGGUUCGUUGGAACCCUGACAUCGGGCCGCGGCAUGCUAGAAACCGGUCCACGCAAACAAGCAAAGCCCCAUUUGUGGGAUGCAGGCAACACACAAAACUAUGCCCCACCUGGUCCACGGAGGAAAAAAAAUCUCUCCACAGAACCGGUCCCUGGUGCCCAAAAAGUUGGCGGGCCACUGACCGAGGUAUAAGAGGGAUCCUAAACUACAAUUGUCGGAUGACCAUGAUGCGAGAAUGAGUCUUGAAAAAUGAAAAACAGAUAUAUAUAUAUAUUUUUUUCUAUCCGAACAGCCUUGGUCUCCUGCAAGAACUCCAUCACUGUCUAAAUACUAAUUCAACUUCUUUUUAAAUAGGCCCCGCCUUUGAAUUUUACUCCCCGCCGCACUUUAGAAAGUCUAAAAUAGAUGUCCGCGAAAGUCCUAUUUUUUAUGAUAGAAACCCCUCGAGGCAACACCGUGUUUCCUUCCUUCCAUAUCCCGCGUCUUUUUUUCCACGUCUCCAGUGCCAUAAUGACGUUUCAUUUGCACACCCGAUGAAGUGUUGGCUUGUUCCCUGAGCUCCGCGAAUCAACCCUCCUAAUUUCUGAAAGUUUUGCUAUUUUUAUUUUCCUUCAAGCAAUAGCAAUAGAAACAAAAACAGCAGCACUCGGUAAUAACUUUUGUUUUUUUCCCCAGACAAAAGGGUUCUCGAACCUUGUUCGGUGAGAAGAAUCCCGUUACUUUAAGAUCAGGAGAAAUUUUGAUUUGAUCAGGGGCAUAAACAAGAGAUUGUUGACUAAGACUCACUUGUCAAAAACCCCGUAUUUCUAGUUCCACUCAAUCUACGGUCAAUUAAUCCACAUUUUCAUUUGUUUUCUUUGGGAGCUUAUAAAACUAAAUUAAAUCGAAGAGAAGGAAAAGGAUUUUGCACCUUGGGGGAAAAAAAAUAAUCAAAAAAUGCAUAUUUAAGAACCUGUCCCGUUCUAGUUUUUUAAGAAAGCACAAAGAUAUGUAGCUGUUUACAAAAUAGAAUAUCUAUCUGUCUAUAUAUAUUAAUUAAAGAAAUAGAGAGAGAUAUAUCUUUAUUCCCAGUCUAGAUAUUUGGCAUAAUUUGCUGUUUAAUUUAUUAAACCUGAAAUGUAGACAGGACUUCUCUAGCAAAGAAGGGAGAAACUGAGAAUCUUGUUCGACUUCAGUUUGCAUCCUGCCCAUCCCUCUUCUUAAUGUGGAGCACACGGCUUUAUGUGACUGUAAUUGAUAACCUGUGAAGGCAUCAUUUAAACCCCCAUUCCAGAUAAUAUUUCUGUGUAGUGUUAGCUGUGAAUUUACCUUGUACAGCUCUAUUGCUAUAAAUAUAAUUCCAUGUAUUAAUAGUCACAGAAAAGCUGUAAGUGAGCAACUAUUUUUAUGAAACACCACUAUGGAUAAAUUAACUUUUACAGAAAUCUUGUUUACUGUAUGAUAUUCUAAACCACUCAAAUAAAAUAUAUAUCCAAGAAUCUUUUUUUCCCAA
Pantherophis guttatus is the source of this 6114-nucleotide messenger RNA. The record is from RefSeq and is a predicted model, not a curated record. Lineage: Eukaryota; Metazoa; Chordata; Lepidosauria; Squamata; Colubridae.